Molecule: messenger RNA, 1781 nt
Organism: Panicum hallii
Lineage: Eukaryota; Viridiplantae; Streptophyta; Magnoliopsida; Poales; Poaceae
Product: cysteine-rich receptor-like protein kinase 26
Exons: 7
Coding region: 578-1675 (365 amino acids)
Biological process (GO): protein phosphorylation
Molecular function (GO): protein kinase activity; ATP binding
Source: RefSeq, a predicted model, not a curated record
UGUUUCUUAGACUGAGGGACUAGCCUACUUAGUUACGAGUAAAACAGAUAACACAGUGCCUCCAAGGAAUUUAGUUUACAGAUUACACAAACUGAUACAGUUUAAAGAAUGCAGAGAGCUUACGGACUCCAACCUGACAGGCAUAUGCUCAUAUCUUGGUCAUGACUUAUGAGGAAAACAGAGGGUCAUGUAUCUGAAGGCGGCCGCAAUUUCGAUGAAACUUCACCUGUAAUUCACAAUGCAAAAUGCUGCAUGAGUAAUUUCUCUCUAUCAUCUCAAUAGCCUACAUUCUAAUGGAAAAAAUUCUCGAGCUGUGAAAAGAAAAUUCCUGAUGGCAACACGUUUGGGCAUUGACUUGUCAGAUUGACCCGCGUCCUACCUACCUCAGCUCGACCCAGGCUGGGCCGCGUUGAAGAGACGCGUUUCCCCACGAUUCAUUGAGAGACUUGAAGUCAAGUCAACCUCAGCUUCAGCCUAUCAGCUAUAUACACCCAAGAUUUGUUCGUCUCUCCCAGCCGACCCUGCUUCCUCCAGCUGUUACUUUCAGCUCACCUCGCCACUAUCUAAAUUGUCAGAGAUGACCACCGACACCAGCACUCUUCUAAGUACAUUGCCGAAAAAUAUACCAGCAAGCUUUCUCAAGCAAAUCACAGAUGGUUUCUCUCCUGAGCGAGAACUUGGUAAAGGUGCAUUUGGAACAGUCUACAAGGGAAUUCUGGAGGAUGGGGAAGUGAUUGCUGUCAAGAAGCUUGAGGAAAACCCUCCUAUGGGACAUGAGAAAACAUUUAGCAAUGAGGUCGGAAAUCUUAUGGCAGUCCAGCAUGGAAAUAUAGUGAAGUUGGUUGGCUUCUGCCAUGAAUCACAGAAGAAGUUGGUGCCGCACAAUGGAAGAUACAUAAUUGUAGAUAUAACUGAAGUUUUACUCUGCUAUGAGUAUCUACCUAAGGGAAGCCUUGACAAGUAUCUAUUUGCUGAAUCUAAUAGAAUUGACUGGGACACACGGUUUAAAAUAGUUAAAGGAAUCUGCAAAGGUUUACAUUUCCUACAUAAGGAAAUGGAUGGCCCUGUUGUUCAUAUGGAUCUUAAGCCUGAAAAUAUUUUGUUGGAUGAUAACAUGGUCCCCAAAAUUGCGGACUUUGGACUUUCAAGGCUAUUCGGUCAAGAGCAGACCCGGAUGCACACUCAAAAUGUUGUGGGAUCAUUAGGAUACAUGGCUCCAGAGUAUUUAUAUAGAGGUGAAAUCUCUGCCCAGUCAGACAUAUAUAGUUUAGGUCUCCUAAUCAUUCAGAUCAGCACCGGAGAAAAGAAUAUACCCGAUGCUGAAGACAACUGUGGAAAGAAAUUUAUUGAGAAAGUACGCAAAAACUGGACAGAUCGCCACAUAACAUCCAUGUAUGCAUCGUUCGAUGCAGAUCGCCUUCAGCAAAUUGAAAUGUGUGUUGAAAUUGGGCUACAAUGUGUGGAACAUGAACGCGAGAAGAGACCACCAAUAGUGGAUAUUGUAGACAAGCUCAAUGGAAGCACUCAGUCUAAAUGGUGCAUGCAUGAGAGGUCUCUCAAUCCCAACAAGUUUUCAAUAAUUUGGUCUCCAGAGGACCACAGAUCUGCAUCAAAGAUGGAUAAAGCAUGUUCGAUUAUUAAUAGAGGACCUGAAAUGUAUUCAGGAAUAAGAUAAUUUCUGAUAUCAUGUCGUUAUGAGAACUAUCAAAUUUUAUUCUUUCCAUUGACAGGACAACUUCUUCUCUAAAUAUCUUUUCUUUGAACAAUUCUUAACUUUUAGA